AUGAUGCACUGCAAAACCAAGGCACAGGAGUUGAACGGAGCCCUUCGAGCUGCGAUAGCAGCCAAAAACCCAGCAGAACUAACGCGUCUCUUGAAAUCCAUUAGGGAAGAUCUUCAAUGGGCCUAUGUUUUCAAUGAGGCGGUAAUUUUAGCGGAAACAGUUAUGUUAGUGGGAGAAGCGUUUCCGUCCGAUGAGGGGAUAAGAACACUUGUGGAGAUGGUCAAAAAGACCCUUACGUCGAUGAUACUACCUCUCGAGAAAAUCUCCCAGGAAUGGUGGACUGAGCCUGCGCAACCUGCAUCUCCCUCGAUCACUCUCAUAUUUCGGGACACAACUUCGAGUUUUCAGCCCUUGCGAGUCAAUGACAAUUGGGACACGAUUCCUGUUGAGACAAAUCUGGACGAAGAUUUCAGAAUCGCAUUCUUGCGUUUUCGCGUACGCGCGAACAAGAGACAUCGGCACCCACUCUUACCGUCCCUCGACUUCGAUAUUGUUGUGCCCUCACAAGUAUUGGAAGGCGUCGCGAGCGAGAGUGAAACUACGCUUCUUUCUUCUGAAAAUGCUGGAAAGCAUUCUGUUCGGUCGAUGCUAGACCAGUUGAAACUUGACACUGCACGGGUAGAGUUCACCAUUUCGUACGUUCGUAGUGACCAUCGAAACAUUCUGUCCAAGAAAACUCCUGCCCAGUCCACUCCUCCAUGGCGCAGACUACUCCCGGAUUGGUUUAUAACGACACCCUCUUCCUGGAUUUCCCCAAUCCCUCCUUCUGCCUUUAGUACAAGCGUCUCAGACACCCCAGAGCCGACAACACCGGCGUAUAAGUUCACAAAUUAUUAUCCGGUUCCGCUGCUCAAAUAUACAGGAACUGGGAAAGACAUCUUGCCAGACAUCUCGAGUCCACCCAUUGUAGCUUCACACAUAUAUGUCCCCUUGGACACACACGUGUCUCCUUAUGGGACGAAUACUCUCCUAGCUGGAGAACUUUCUAACGACCUCGCCCAACUCGUUCCUGACGAAGACAGGUUGCCUUUUCCUCUCGCUGAUGAGCAAGCUCAAUCCCUCCUCGGUCGUGUCGUCCAAUAUUCUAUUGUGCCCCUUCAAUCGCACACCGAGCGGCCCAAGAAGAAAGCACGGUCGCAGGUUCUAACCGAGUUUGUUACAGCCGUUUGGGGAUACGACCCGUCCACGAGGAUGCUGCACUGUUUGCAUCCUGCUGGGUUUCUGUCUACGUCAUUCAUUAUAGAUGUUAGCAAGACGGGAAGCCAUUCGAUUUCAGCACCAUCUACGACCGAUGCGUAUGGCGUUGGCACUAAAUUUGCGCACUGGAUCGGGCUCGUAAGCAUACCUGAAGACAAGCUUGCUCGUGCGCGUAGGGACAAGAACGAAAGGGCCACCUCUGCAGGGCAGGAUCCGAUCGUCUCUCCCGAGAUCCAGCCAGUCCCUGACCCACUGCUUGUCAUCAAAACCCUAGAAGCUCUUGUUGGGGAGAUGAACUCGUCGGACGACGCCCGCGUCUUUAAGGUGGCCGAAUCGACCGACAUUCUCAUGCUCGGCGAUGUGCAGCUCUCCAAAGACGGACUAGACUUCGAGCUCAGCAUCACCUCGCUCAAGCCUGGCCGAUGGCACGUCUCUGAAGUAUCUGAGACAGAAGUCCUGCUCACUUGGAUAGAUCCAAUAUCUGAGCAGCACGUGCAUUCGCAAGGUGAACGCCACGCCGCCGUCCAGACUAACGAAUGGGAGGAACUGGGUAGUUUCAGCGUGGAUGGUGGUGUCGCCGGCGCCUUCUUAGCGUCCGCAUUCGAAGACGGGGGCGCUUUACACGGCGUCGGGGGAGACGUUGACUCUGCAGUCAUGCUCGAAACACUCAUGGACCAUCUUCUUGACAGCGAUUCGCGCGUGCUCGCAGUUCCUGGAGGUGCUGUUUUCUCAGGUGAUGAUGGUGGAUACAGAGUCGAGGGGCGAAGAGAUGCUGACGGGAGUGGGGAGCUGGUUGCAAUCAAGGUAAGGUAA
Messenger RNA from Fibroporia radiculosa, 2010 nucleotides. RefSeq lists its product as uncharacterized. NCBI's taxonomy places the organism in Eukaryota, Fungi, Basidiomycota, Agaricomycetes, Polyporales, Fibroporiaceae. Bases 1 to 2010 code for a protein of 669 amino acids. The transcript has 4 exons. The record is from RefSeq and is a predicted model, not a curated record.